Penicillium odoratum is the source of this 672-nucleotide messenger RNA. RefSeq lists its product as uncharacterized. The record is from RefSeq and is a predicted model, not a curated record. Lineage: Eukaryota; Fungi; Ascomycota; Eurotiomycetes; Eurotiales; Aspergillaceae. The transcript has a single exon. The coding region runs from base 1 to 672 and encodes 223 amino acids.
AUGUCACUACCAGUCAGACAACCACAAACUGCUGACUUCACUUCUACCGAGACAGCAUCCGUGACAACCACGGAAACCUCGACAACGACCGUCGACGUGACUGAAGUAGCAACAAUUACCUCGACAUCUUCAAUCACUGUCACUACUACAGCACCUGUCACCAUGGAAACCACUAUUUUGAAUACAGUGGAUGUGACCAGCACCGCCUUUACCACCUCAAUCGUUGACUUGACCAUCACUCAAACAAUUUCAACAACUAAAACUAUAGCUGCUACGGUCACCUCAACUGCCACCAGUUCGCCAACCUGCGGUGUGAACCUCGUUUCUAACCCCAGUUUCAGUGGCGCGACUCUCUCCCCUUGGACCUGGAGUGGCACCAAUGGCGGAAGAUAUAGCUUUGUUGCCGAGGGUACCACCUAUGCAAUCAAUCUCUAUGGAACUGGAUGCUCAUCAGCCAUUACUCAAACAUUGGCUACAGUCACCGGAGAAACAUACACAUUCAGCAUGCACUAUUACUUGAUAAUUGGAGUGACUCCAAACACCCUCGUGUGUAGUUUCGACAAUUCCGAUGGAACGUCCUACUCUAUGGAACCGGCGCUAAAAAUGUUUGGAAAACGUUCACGUCCACAUUCAUCGCAUCCUCAUCUUCCACCACUCUCAAAUGUGAAUUAG